Fulmarus glacialis (Northern fulmar) is the source of this 2682-nucleotide messenger RNA. It is a transcript of the gene AP1B1, whose product is annotated as adaptor-related protein complex 1, beta 1 subunit. The record is from RefSeq and is a predicted model, not a curated record. Gene Ontology annotation, molecular function: clathrin binding. Gene Ontology annotation, cellular component: clathrin adaptor complex; membrane coat. The transcript is spliced from 22 exons. Gene Ontology annotation, biological process: intracellular protein transport; vesicle-mediated transport. The coding region runs from base 1 to 2682 and encodes 893 amino acids. NCBI's taxonomy places the organism in Eukaryota, Metazoa, Chordata, Aves, Procellariiformes, Procellariidae.
AUGACGGACUCGAAGUACUUCACCACCACGAAGAAAGGGGAGAUAUUUGAGCUGAAAGCCGAACUCAACAGCGACAAGAAGGAGAAGAAGAAGGAGGCUGUGAAGAAGGUGAUAGCAUCCAUGACUGUCGGCAAAGACGUCAGCGCUCUCUUCCCGGACGUGGUGAACUGCAUGCAGACAGACAACCUGGAGCUGAAGAAGCUGGUCUACCUCUACCUGAUGAACUACGCCAAGAGCCAGCCGGACAUGGCCAUCAUGGCAGUCAACACCUUCGUGAAGGACUGUGAGGACCCAAACCCUCUGAUCCGGGCUCUGGCUGUGCGGACCAUGGGCUGCAUCCGCGUGGACAAGAUAACGGAAUAUCUCUGUGAGCCCCUGCGGAAGUGCCUGAAGGACGAGGACCCUUACGUGCGCAAGACAGCAGCCGUCUGCGUGGCGAAGCUCCACGACAUCAAUGCCCAGCUGGUGGAAGACCAGGGCUUCCUGGACACCCUUAAGGACCUCAUCUCGGACUCCAACCCCAUGGUAGUGGCCAACGCAGUAGCGGCUCUCUCGGAAAUAGCAGAGUCCCACCCGAGCAGUAACCUUCUGGACCUCAACCCCCAGUCCAUCAACAAGCUGCUCACGGCCUUGAACGAGUGCACCGAGUGGGGCCAGAUCUUCAUCCUGGACUGCCUGGCAAACUACAUGCCCAAGGAUGACCGGGAAGCCCAGAGCAUUUGCGAGCGGGUGACGCCCCGGCUGUCCCAUGCCAACUCGGCGGUGGUGCUCUCGGCGGUGAAGGUGCUGAUGAAGUUCAUGGAGAUGCUGUCGAAGGACUUGGAUUAUUACGGCACGCUGCUAAAGAAGCUGGCCCCGCCGCUGGUCACCCUGCUCUCCGCAGAGCCCGAGCUGCAGUACGUGGCUCUCCGCAACAUCAACCUCAUCGUGCAGAAGAGGCCCGAGAUCCUGAAACACGAGAUGAAGGUUUUCUUUGUCAAGUACAAUGACCCCAUCUACGUCAAACUGGAGAAACUGGACAUCAUGAUCCGCCUGGCUUCCCAGGCCAACAUUGCUCAGGUGCUGGCAGAGCUGAAGGAGUACGCCACGGAGGUGGACGUGGACUUUGUAAGGAAGGCGGUUCGAGCCAUCGGCCGCUGUGCCAUCAAGGUGGAGCAAUCGGCCGAGCGCUGUGUCAGCACCCUGCUUGACCUCAUCCAGACCAAAGUCAACUACGUGGUGCAGGAAGCCAUUGUCGUCAUCAAGGACAUCUUUCGCAAGUACCCCAACAAGUAUGAGAGCGUGAUUGCCACCCUCUGCGAGAACCUCGACUCCCUGGAUGAGCCCGAGGCCCGGGCUGCCAUGAUCUGGAUCGUGGGAGAGUACGCUGAGCGGAUCGACAAUGCCGACGAGCUGCUGGAGAGCUUCCUGGAGGGCUUCCACGACGAGAGCACCCAGGUUCAGCUGCAGCUGCUGACGGCCAUUGUGAAGCUGUUUCUGAAGAAGCCCACCGAGACGCAGGAGCUGGUGCAGCAGGUGCUGAGCCUGGCCACGCAGGACUCCGACAACCCCGACCUGCGGGAUCGCGGCUACAUCUACUGGCGCCUGCUCUCCACCGACCCCGUGGCUGCCAAGGAGGUGGUGCUGGCGGAGAAGCCCCUCAUCUCCGAAGAGACAGAUCUGAUCGAGCCGACGCUCCUGGAUGAGCUGAUCUGCUACAUCGGGACGCUGGCCUCCGUCUAUCACAAACCUCCCAGCGCCUUCGUGGAGGGGAGCAGAGGGGUCGUGCACAAGAGCUUGCCCCCGCGAACGGGCUCGAGCGAGAGUGCCGAGAGCCCCGACACAGCUCCCUCAGGGGUGCAGGCAGCGGAGCAGCCGGCCGUCAUCCCCCCUCCGUUGAGCGGGCCUCCCAUCGCCACCUCCUCCGUGCAGAUGGGCGCCGUGGACCUCCUCGGAGGUGGCUUGGACAGCCUGAUGGGGGACGAGUCGGAAGGGAUGGGCGGCGGCGGCAGCUUCGCACCAGCGCCCAGCACCGCGAUGCCCGCAAACCUGGGGGCACCCCUCGGCAGCGGCCUGGGAGACCUCUUUGACCUCACUGGUGGGGUGGGGACCCUGUCGGGAUCCUACGUGGCACCCAAAACGGUCUGGCUCCCUGCCAUGAAAGCCAAGGGGCUGGAGAUCUCCGGCACCUUCAGCCGGCAGGUGGGCUCCAUCUCCAUGGACCUCGUGCUAACAAACAAGGCUCUGCAGGUCAUGUCCGACUUUGCCAUCCAGUUCAACCGUAACAGCUUCGGCCUGGCCCCGGCAGCUCCUCUCCAGGUCCACGCUCCUCUCGCCCCCAACCAGUCCGUGGAGAUCUCCCUUCCGCUGAACACCGUCGGCUCUGUCAUGAAGAUGGACCCCCUGAACAAUCUCCAGGUCGCGGUGAAAAACAACAUCGACGUCUUCUACUUCAGCACCCUGUACCCGCUGCAUAUCCUCUUCGUGGAGGACGGGAAGAUGGAGCGGCAGAUGUUCCUGGCCACUUGGAAGGACAUUCCCAACGAGAACGAGGCCCAGUUCCAGAUCAAAGACUGUUCUCUCAACGGCUGGCACGAGGCCGGUGCCAAGAGCGGAGCUUCAUCGGAGUUGUCCCUGAAAUGCCGAGCGCCGGAGGUGUCCCAGUAUGUCUACCAAGCCUACGAAACCAUCCUGAAGAACUAA